AUGACCGUUACCAUCAAAGAACUGACUAACCACAACUAUAUUGACCACGAAUUAUCGGCCACAUUAGAUUCAACGGAUGCGUUUGAGGGGCCAGAGAAGCUGCUGGAAAUCUGGUUCUUCCCUCACAAGGAUGCUAUUACCACCGAGAAGACACUGAGAGAUAUCGUAAUGGCCAGAUGGAUCGAAAUUUUGAAGCUGGUUAAGUGCGAGGUGCUGUCCAUGAAGAAGACAAAGGAAUUGGACGCCUUCUUGUUGAGUGAGUCGUCGCUGUUCGUUUUCGAUCAUAAGCUGACAUUGAAGACGUGCGGCACCACAACCACGUUGUUCUGCCUUGCCAGGCUCUUCCAGAUCAUUGAGCAGGAGCUGUCGUGGGAUUUCCAGACAGCAGCGAGCGGCAAGUACAAGCCAUUCAAGGUGUUCUAUUCAAGACGAUGUUUUCUUUUCCCUUGUAAGCAGGCUGCUAUCCAUCAAAACUGGACUGAUGAAGUCGACUAUCUAAACCGAUUUUUCGACAAUGGUACAAGUUAUUCCGUCGGUAGAAACGACAAGAGCAACCAUUGGAACCUGUACGUCACUGAGACGGACCGCGCCACGUCUGAGGAGAAGGACUGCAUCGAGGACGACGACGAAACCUUCGAAGUGCUGAUGACCGAGCUGGACCCAGAAUGUGCUGACAAGUUUGUGUGCGGCCCUGACACAUCUACCGCUGCCCCCGCAGAAUUGAACGAAGACAAGGGCCACAACCUGGGUUACCAGAUGACUAAGAAGACGAAGCUCGACGACAUAUACUUGAACUCCUCCCAAGACUCCAACUUAUCAUUUCACCACGAUGCAUUUGCGUUCACACCGUGCGGCUACUCGUCCAACAUGGUUCUCGAUGAAAAAUACUACUACACCCUGCAUGUGACCCCGGAAAAAGGCUGGUCCUACGCCUCCUUCGAAAGCAACAUACCCGUCUUCGACCUCUCCCAGGGUAAGCAAGACAACUUGGACGUUCUCCUGCAUAUCCUGAACGUUUUCCAACCGAGAGAAUUUUCGAUGACCUUCUUCACCAAAAACUCCGAGAACCCAUCCUUCAAGAAACUACUACGCAUCGACGAAUCACUUUCCGAAUAUAUCACGCUGCACAAAAUUGUCUACGACCUGGACGACUACCACCUUUUCUACAUGAAGCUACAGAAAAAAAUAUGA
This is a messenger RNA of Saccharomyces kudriavzevii IFO 1802, 1191 nucleotides long. RefSeq names its product adenosylmethionine decarboxylase SPE2 (gene SPE2). NCBI's taxonomy places the organism in Eukaryota, Fungi, Ascomycota, Saccharomycetes, Saccharomycetales, Saccharomycetaceae. The record is from RefSeq and is a predicted model, not a curated record. The coding region runs from base 1 to 1191 and encodes 396 amino acids. Gene Ontology annotation, molecular function: adenosylmethionine decarboxylase activity. The transcript has a single exon. Gene Ontology annotation, biological process: spermidine biosynthetic process; spermine biosynthetic process. Gene Ontology annotation, cellular component: cytosol.